Molecule: messenger RNA, 4210 nt
Organism: Pectinophora gossypiella (pink bollworm)
Lineage: Eukaryota; Metazoa; Arthropoda; Insecta; Lepidoptera; Gelechiidae
Gene: Rrp1
Product: DNA-(apurinic or apyrimidinic site) endonuclease
Exons: 6
Coding region: 148-2094 (648 amino acids)
Biological process (GO): base-excision repair
Cellular component (GO): nucleus
Molecular function (GO): endonuclease activity; phosphoric diester hydrolase activity; DNA-(apurinic or apyrimidinic site) endonuclease activity
Source: RefSeq, a predicted model, not a curated record
UUGGCGGGCAGUAGCGUUGACUGUCAAUUUGCCGGAAAGGCGGAAACUUUUUGCUCGCCAUCUCCACUGAAAGCCGCGUUUGCCGCGAGAACCGUUUACUUUUUUUUGCAAAAAUCAGUGAUCUUUUGCGUAACUACUAAUAUCACAAUGGCACCACGGUCGGCGAAAGCAAAGAAGGCAGCAGAUGUCAAAACAGCUGAAAAUGAUGCACCUAAAAAGGGCAGAGGAAAGGCCAAGAAUAUUGAAGAAGUAGAUCAAGAUUUACCAGAUGUAGACAUUGAAGAAAAGGCUACUGUUGUCACAGAAAAGAAGCCUAAGAGAGGUAAAAAGGCACAAGACACAAAUGGUGAUGCACAAACAAAUGGUGCUGCAGAAGAAUCAGCACCACCAACCAAAAGGGGCAGAAAGAAGAAUGAACCGGCUGAAGAAAAGUUAACCAAUGGUGACAACUCAGCUGAGGAAGAGCCCGCAUCUCCAGAAGAAGAACAGAAUGGAGACCAUGCAGAGAGCAAUGGCAACACAGAAGAAUCAGAACCUUCCACAACUGGUAAAGGCCGCAAGAAACAAACUAAGAAAGAAGAGAAACCAAAAGAGACUGGGAGAGGCAGGAAGGCGAAACAAGCUAGUCCAGAUGAUGAGGAGAAAGAAGUAGCUGAGAAACCAAAAGGCAAGGGGAGAGGACGUAAAGCUCAGCCUAAAGCUGAUGCUGAUACAGAAGAGGAUAAGACUGAACCAGCUGAGGAAGCCAAGGCUGAACCAGCACCUAAAGGAAGAAAGAAGGCUCCAGCAAAGACUGUCAAAGAAAAGACACCAGAGAGUGAGAAGGAAGAGUCUGAGGAGUUGGAGAAAGAAUCUGUAGAGGAUAAGACUGAAGAAGUUAAGAAGGAGACAAAGGGACGCAAGGGGAAGAAAGUACAAGCCAAAGAAGAUGGAGAAGAAUCAGAGGCAAAAGAAGAACCUGCUUCCAAGAAACGAAAAGUAACAAAGAAAGAAGAAAAAGGAAAAGGUGAUUCCAAAGACGAGGAUGCUGAAGAAGAAGAUGGGGAAGUACAGGAAGCCAAACCGGCUGAAUCUAAGCCUUCUAAAGGCAAGCGAGGACAGAAAAAGGCUGAGCCCUCUGUCGAGCCUGAGGAGGAGAAUCAGGACUCCGAGGCCACCACCAAACGCCGGCGCAAACCCGCAGAAGAAAAGGCUCCAGCUGAUGACAGCAAAAAGAAAGCUCCUGCUAAAAACAAAGCCACAACUAACUACGAAGAGAUAGAUUUUUCUAAUUCAUCUAAAUCCCCACAAGGGAAAGAGUGGAAUUUCAAAAUUGCUAGCUGGAAUGUUGACGGCAUACGCGCGUGGAUGAGUAAAGGCGGACUCGACUACAUAAAGUACGAGAAGCCUGAUAUAUUGUGCCUUCAGGAGGUCAAAUGUUCUAAGGAGAAACUUCCUGACGAAUUGGCAAACUUGCCAGGUUAUCACGCGUAUUGGUUGGGUGGUGAUAAAGAUGGGUACGCAGGGGUCGCCAUUUACACCACGCAACUUGCCAUGAACGUGCAGUAUGGGUUACAGAAUGAAGAAUUGGACGAUGAAGGUCGCAUUAUAACGGCAGAGUACGAGCACUUCUACCUGAUCUGUACGUAUGUACCAAACGCCGGCAGAAAGCUGGUCACUCUUCCGAAGAGACUGCAGUGGAACCAGGAAUUCCGCAAGCACGUCCAGGAGUUGGAUAAGAAAAAGCCUGUGAUAAUAUGCGGAGAUAUGAACGUUGCUCACAAUGAAAUAGACCUGACAAACCCGAAGACUAACAAGAAGAACGCUGGCUUCACGGAGGAGGAGCGAGCAGGCAUGACAGAGCUACUUGGAGACGGGUUCAUUGACACAUACCGCCACUUCUACCCGGACAAGACUGGGGCCUACACUUUCUGGACGUACAUGAUGGGUGCGCGUGCCAAGAACGUAGGCUGGCGUCUGGACUACUUCAUCGUGUCCGAGAGACUGCUACCGUCGGUGUGCGACAACGUGAUCAGAGAGCAGGUCUAUGGAAGCGACCACUGUCCUAUCUCCUUAUUCCUACAUCUCACUACCGCCGAUAAGCCUAAGGAAUAACUGACGUAUCUACCUUUUGCGUUAUAGCAUGGUGCGUAGUAUUGAAACAAUUCCUCUAAAAAGCAAUUUUGCUAUUUGACAUUGCGUACUUUUAUAUGCGCAAAUGUCAAAUAGCAAUAUUGCUUUCCUAGAUGAAUCGCUUCAAUGUGGUCUUUUUAACCACCCAGCUAGAAUGUACUAUUCUACAUUCUGUCAAAAAGAAAAAAUGAAUUGUUGUUGAAAUUGUUUGUAUCCGUAUACCCUAUUUAGCAUGCAUGAAUAGAGUGGCCUAUCUCUCGUCUCUUUCGUAAUAAGCUGUAUACUUUUAGUGCGAAGGAGACGUAUAUCUUGUUUCUGUCGCGCUAAGCGAUGUACUACACAUGUCCUGCUGUUAUUCUAAUCAUGCUGUGUUAUAUAGGUAUAGUUAGUGCUAUAUAAACAAAAUCCUUUUAGUAUAUUCCGUCUAGCAUUGACACGCACGAUGCUAAAUCACAAAUAAAUUCAUCACAAUUUCCUUGUACAAUAUAGGCAAUCCACUGGGUGUUUGCGUAAAAACGCUGAGUAACAGCUGGCGAGGAAUGAGUGUACUGUAAAUUGUAAUAUUGGUCCCGAUUCCUGCAGACACCUAAUUUUAUUUUCUUAUUCACCGAAAGGAAAGGGACGGAUGAUUGACAAUUGUUAUCAUUUUAAAAUGUAAGUAUAACCCGGGUAAAUAAAAUAGGCAUCUCGCUUAUAUGCAAUCCGUUUGACAUGUGCUGUCAACUUAAUUCUGUCGGGUUAUCGGCAAAUAUAAAAUUUUGGAAGGGUUUUUUUAAUUUCUGCCUAAAACUGACGUGUGUUCCGUAAAUUUUAUGCCUGUCAAUUACCCGUCCCUUUCCUUUUCGGCGGAUAAGAAAAUGACAGAUAUAACUUAAAAUAAAUUUAAAUGGUGUGUACCGGAAUCAACACCACUACACCCCUUCGGGUAUACAGGCUCGAUGCUAUGUUGCCGAAAAACCACCCACCCAGUGGGUGGGUUCUUGGGUUAAUUUCAAAGCACUGGAAGAACAGGGUGUUAAUAACAUCGUAAUGAAAACAGUGAGGGAUGAUUCUGGGUUGAUAUUAAGUGGAAUUUUCCGUCGCAAAAGUAUGAAACUGAAAUUAUAUUAAAAGAAACACUAAAAUUUUCAUUAACUUUCCGACAGGAAAUUCCACUUGAUAUUAACUUAGAAUCAUGGUCUGAAUCAUCCUCUUCAGUAUUCGUUACGAUUUCACUUGACUUUCAGUACUUUGAAAUUCGCUCUAUCACGGGACUUUACGCAAGUACUGGAUUUAUUUACGCACACGUAGAGCGUCUGUCUUAUAACCUAUGAUUUUCAUUUGUAUUUGUAGAUCACUGUAGUUUAUGCACUAAGUAUAUAGUGUAAGCAGACUGACACCGUAAUUUUGAGACUUAAUUUCAUUUUUUGUUGAAUAUGUUAUGAUAAAAACAAUCACAAGGAGAUGCAGCCUUUGCUUAUAUUUUAAAGCUAGGUAUUGUCAUAAUUUAACAUAUUCACUGUGCAACUGAUAAAUAGAUAUCAACCUCUCACGUGCAAUGUUAUUUUUCGAUAAACACAUUGGAAUUUAUGUACAUAGACACACUAUGGCAAGAAAAAAAUUUAAAGCCUCCCGUCGGAUUUUCCCAUUUUUUCCUCGUGGCCCACAUAUGGGCCAUGCACAUAUGAGUUUCCAAUUUGUUGCCUCAUCGAUGGUUCAUACACAGUGAACGUGUUAAACUAUAAAUUGCCUCUGUAUCGAACUUGGUAUAAUUUAAUGUAAUUUGUAAAGAAUAUCUGUUUGUCAUAUGUUCAGUAUCAGCGCCGCUAUUAGGGACUGCUGUUUUUUGUUUGAUAGUAAUAUUUGGAAAUUAAUUUUAUACUUUUCCAACUAACCCAUUUAUUAAACGAUUGUGCUCAUUUGUGGUGGAAGCCCCGUUCCUGCCAAAUAGUUAAUGCUAUUUGCGGUAAAUCUACAAAUAAGUCACGUCAAAAAAAGAAAGGUGGAGGCCCUUAGCUUAUAGCCAAUGCGGCGCUGUUCCAUACUUAAAAAAUGUAAUUGAAUGUACAAUGUUCGUUAAUUAAAAAAUGUAAGGAAUAAAAUACAAUAUUUUGAUAAA